Messenger RNA from Mesocricetus auratus (golden hamster), 1824 nucleotides. It is a transcript of the gene Xbp1, whose product is annotated as X-box binding protein 1. The record is from RefSeq and is a predicted model, not a curated record. Gene Ontology annotation, cellular component: nucleus. NCBI's taxonomy places the organism in Eukaryota, Metazoa, Chordata, Mammalia, Rodentia, Cricetidae. Gene Ontology annotation, molecular function: DNA-binding transcription factor activity, RNA polymerase II-specific; RNA polymerase II transcription regulatory region sequence-specific DNA binding.
GGCGAGCGGCCGCGGGGCGGUGGCGGCGCUGGCGUAGACGUUUCCUGGCCAUGGUGGUGGUGGCAGCGACGCCGAACGCGGCCGCCGCGGCCCCGAAAGUACUGCUUCUAUCGGGCCAGCCCGCCGCGGACGGCCGGGCGCUGCCACUCAUGGUUCCAGGCUCGCGGGCAGCAGGGGCCGAGGCGAGCGGGGCGCCGCAGGCUCGCAAGCGGCAGCGCCUCACGCACCUGAGCCCGGAGGAGAAGGCGCUGCGGAGGAAACUGAAAAACAGAGUAGCAGCGCAGACUGCCCGAGAUCGGAAGAAAGCCCGGAUGAGCGAGCUGGAACAGCAAGUGGUGGAUUUGGAAGAAGAGAACCAAAAACUGAUGUUAGAAAAUCAGCUUUUACGAGAGAAGACUCAUGGCCUUGUGAUUGAGAACCAGGAGUUAAGAACUCGCUUGGGAAUGGAUGUGCUGGCUACUGAAGAGGCUCCAGAGACAGAGUCCAAGGGAAAUGGAGUAAGGCCGGUGGCCGGGUCUGCUGAGUCCGCAGCACUCAGACUACGUGCAUCUGCAGCAGGUGCAGGCCCAGUUGUCACCUCCCCAGAACAUCUUCCCAUGGAUUCUGACACUGUUGACUCUUCAGACUCCGAGUCUGAUAUCCUUUUGGGCAUUCUGGACAAGUUGGACCCUGUCAUGUUUUUCAAAUGUCCAUCCCCAGAAUCUGCCGAUCUGGAGGAGCUCCCAGAGGUCUAUCCAGGACCUAGUUCCUUACCAGCCUCCCUUUCUCUGUCAGUGGGGACCUCAUCAGCCAAGCUGGAAGCCAUUAAUGAACUCAUUCGCUUUGACCAUGUAUACACCAAGCCUCUAGUCUUAGAGAUCCCUUCUGAGACAGAGGGCCAAACUAACGUGGUAGUGAAAAUUGAGGAAGCACCUCUCAGCUCUUCAGAGGAGGAUCACCCUGAAUUCAUUGUCUCAGUGAAGAAAGAACCUUUGGAAGAAGACUUCAUUCCAGAGCCAAGCAUCUCAAACCUGCUUCCAUCCAGCCACUGUCUGAAACCAUCUUCCUGCCUGCUGGAUGCUUAUAGUGACUGUGGAUACGAGGGCUCCCCUUCUCCCUUCAGCGACAUGUCUUCUCCACUCGGUAUAGACCAUUCUUGGGAGGACACUUUUGCCAAUGAACUCUUUCCCCAGCUAAUUAGUGUCUAAAGAGCCACCCCACACCGGGCCCUUUCCUUGACCAUUAUACUGCCUAGAGGAUAGCAGAGAAAGAUUCCUUUAAAGUAUUCUUUUAAACCUCAUAUCUGACUUCCAAGUAUUGUCUUUUCACAUCCAGCCAUCUAAGGUAUUCAAAAAUAAUGGAAUUCAGGACUACAGCUUUUGAGAUUGUUUUAACUUAAAGGUGGUAGAGUUUGCCCCACAAUACAAGGAGGGUCAUUUGACAGUUAUUUCCCAGGUUGGCUUUAAACUAUGUAGGUGAGGCUAGGCUGGAACUCUUGACCCUCCUGUCUCUAUCUCCCAAGUGCUGGCUUACACAGGUGUGCACUUCCACACCUGCCUCUUGACAUGUCCUAAAGUGGACAUGGGGUUUAUGAAUGGCCUUUGAUAGUUUCUCUUUCCCGCCUCUCAGCUUCCCAGGGUUUAGUUUACUUCUACAAGCAUAAACCCCAACCUGAUGGGGCUUGUUUAUCCUUAUGUACAGUACGAGUGAAGAUCAAGAAUCUUUGUAAAUUAUAGAAAUUUACUAUGUAAAUGCUUGAUGGAAUCUUCUUGCUAGUGUAACUUCUGGAAGGUGCUUUCUCCAUUUAUUUAAAACUACCCAUGCAAUUAAAAAAGCAAUGCAGCA